GAAGCUAAACAAAACCAUAACCUUCCCAAUUGCCUGCUACAUGGCGACUGGGAACGUCAUCACCUUGUAAAUAAGAAUCUCGCGAAACGCCGGCAAUGUAAUUACUUUUUAAGUUCAUCUCAUAAAGUGAAAGCAAUCUCAUAGUUAGUUUUAUAGUCGCCAUGAAUAAGAUUACGCUUUUCCUGAUAGUUGCGUGGGUAUUCCUCGCUAAUUUGGAGCAACUCGCCGCGAAGACAAAUCCCCAGAAUGUCGUGAUUGAUAGCAUAACGGACAUGAAGGAGCUGAAGAAGUUGUUCAGGACCAAGACGAACAUGCUCCUGAUGUUCGUCUCGAGCAUGAAGGAAUCUCAGUCGGCGGUGAAGGUGCUCCGGGAGGCGGCGGAAGUUGUCAAGGGGCAGGGGACCAUGGUGCUGAUAGACUGCUCCAACAGUGAAAAGAAGAAAAUAUGCAAAAAGCUGAAAGUUUCUCCGUCUCCUGUCGUUUUAAAACAUUACAAAGAUGGGGAAUUUCACAAAGACUACGAUCGCCAAACGACCGUGCAAAGUAUGGUAAACUUCAUGCGCGAUCCUACUGGCGAUUUGCCUUGGGAGGAAGAUCCAGCUGGUGCUGAUGUACUUCAUAUACAGGAUUCAAACUCUUUAGCUAAAUUUCUAAAAAAGGAAACCAAACCCGUCAUGCUUAUGUUCUACGCCCCGUGGUGUGGCUUUUGCAAACAACUGAAGCCUGACUACGCGGUCGCAGCGACUGAACUGAAGUCAAAAUACGUGAUGGCAGCAAUAGAUGUCGAUCGGCCGGAAAAUACGAUAGUUCGGAGGCAGUACAAUAUCACUGGUUUCCCGACGCUUCUCUAUUUCGAGAAUGGCAAAGUGAAACAGACUUACGACGGGGAGAACAAGAAGGAUGCCCUGGUGGCAUUCAUGAUGAACCCGUCGGCCCCGCCUGCGCCCAAACCAAAGGAGGAAGACUGGUCGACAGAUACCACCUCGGAAAUCGUGCAUUUGACAACGAAUGGUUUCGAACCUGCAUUGAAGGAUGAGAAAUCGGUUCUGGUUAUGUUCUAUGCCCCGUGGUGCGGUCACUGUAAACGGAUGAAGCCGGAAUAUGAGAAGGCGGCGGUAACGAUGAAAAAUAGUAAGGUUCCUGGAAUUCUGGCUGCUCUGGACGCAACCAAAGAAUCCGCGAUUGCUCAAAAGUAUGGUGUGAAAGGAUAUCCCACCGUGAAAUAUUUCGUUCAUGGAGAGUUCAAAUUUGAUGUGAACGUUCGCGAGGCUGAUAAGAUCGUUGCUUUUAUGAAGGAUCCAAAAGAACCCCCACCACCACCGCCACCAGAGAAACCAUGGGAUGAGGAAGAAUCUGAAGUUGUUCACUUGGACGUUGAGAACUUUAAGCCAUUCUUGAAAAAGAAAAAACAUGCUUUAGUGAUGUUCUAUGCUCCAUGGUGUGGCCACUGCAAACGCACGAAACCCGAAUUCACAGCGGCUGCAAGUAAAUUCAGUGAGGAUCCUCGCGUAGCGAUUGCGGCUGUCGACUGUACCCGUCAUUCAUCUGUCUGUUCGGCCUACGAAGUACGCGGUUACCCGACCAUCAAAUACUUCAGCUACUUGAAAACGGUCACUCCAUACGAAGGCGGUCGCACCGAAAAAGAUUUUGUCAAGUAUCUUGCUAGCCUCGGCGCAACAGUGGGUGUUUCCCCAGCAGACAGCGGCAUAAGUGGACCCGUCUUGGAAGUGAACGAUGGAAACUUUGAUGUCGCGAUAAAACGUAAGAAGCACGCUCUCCUAUUUUUCUACACGGAAUGGUGCAAGCACUGUAAGCCGGCCAAAGUGGAGUACUCUGAAGCGGCGAAAAAACUUAGCGGUCAAGAUAUCCUAUUUGCUAUGAUCGAUGCCGAAAUGAAUUUAGAUACGACGGAUCGGUUUAAUGUCAGUGGAUUCCCGACAAUUCUACGAUUUACUAAUGGAAACUUGAUUGGGGAAUUCCAAGGAGAAAGAACUGUUGAUGGUUUUAUUGCGUUCGCCAAGGGGGUGGAGACAAAAAAAAUUGUAGACGAGCUUUAGUAGCCUUCGAUCGGGGUUAAAUCAUCGGAAGGGCUACGAAAUCUGUAUGAAAGUACUCAAAUUGUUGGGAGCACUGUAAUGUUUUAAGUCUAUGGGUGGAUGCAAUUCGCCUUGGUUUUAAUAAAUUUUUAUUUAUGGGAAAUUCUCAUGGAAACUUUGGACAAAAUCACCAUCGAACUCUUCAUUAUCAACUCACAGUGCAAAAUCGUAUGUAUUCCUCUGUAUGUUCUGUUUUUUGAUAUGAUUAAAAAAAAUGAUUUUAAUAUUA
Molecule: messenger RNA, 2325 nt
Organism: Hermetia illucens (black soldier fly)
Lineage: Eukaryota; Metazoa; Arthropoda; Insecta; Diptera; Stratiomyidae
Product: protein disulfide-isomerase A5
Exons: 7
Coding region: 162-2057 (631 amino acids)
Biological process (GO): protein folding
Cellular component (GO): endoplasmic reticulum
Molecular function (GO): protein disulfide isomerase activity
Source: RefSeq, a predicted model, not a curated record